AUGAACACAACCUUAUUAUUUAAUAACCUUAGUUCUUUAGUUAGUUUUGUGUAUAAUAUUUCAUCAAAACCUGAGAUACCAAUAAAAUUAUGGGCAGCAAUAGAUGAGAAUUUAAAUAAAGUUUUAUUUGAACUUCAACAUUCAAAUAACCAAGAUAUAGGUAAAAAAGAGAAAUUACCUUCAAAAAUACCAACAAAUAACUUAACCCCAGACGAUUUAGAAUCAUUAGAAAUUAAUGAUGAAGAUGAAGAUGAUGAUCAAGAUGAUCAAUAUGAAAGAGAAUAUCAUAAUGAAGAUAAUCAUUAUAUUAAAACACAACAAAAAAAUCAAGAUAUUUUAUUAAUGAUAAAUAGGUAUAAUGAAAAGUUUCAAUACUUUUCAAAAGUUUUAAAUGAUUUAACAAAUAUAAAUAUUAAUGAAACUAACAACAAUAACAAUAAUAAUAACUAUUCACUUAAUGAAUUCAAAAUUAAAUUAAAAUACUCUUUAUUAAUGAUAGAGAUUUUAUUAGAAAUUGUUAAAAGUAAUCCUAUAGAUUUUCAAAUUUCUUUAAAUGAUCAAAAAACAAUAAAAAGUUCAUUAGAUUUAUUAAUUGGAUGGAUUAUAUCACCAUGUUUUUCAAAAGGUAUUGGUGUACCAAUGGGUAAAAGAGUAUCAAGUAGUAGUUUAGUUAUUGAACAAAUCUUUAAUAAUAAUCAUGGCGAUGGUGGUGAUGCUAGUAAAAUAUAUAGAGAUAAUGAAAAGUAUUGUUGUUUUCAAUUAAAUCAUUUCAUUAGUACUUUAAUUGAAAUUAGAAAAUUAAAUACAGAUUUAAAUUCAAUUAUAGCUUCAAGAUAUUUAUCAGAUUUAUUCGCAUCAUUAUUACAAUUAAUAAAUUUAAAAUCAUCACCAUUAACAUUAAAUGAAAAACAAUUAGUUGCUAAAGAAUUGGAUUCAUUAUUAUUUGGAAUUUAUCCUGAAUUGGUUUUUGAAUCAUUAAUGUUAUUACUAAGUGGUGGUGGUAGUGGUGGUGGUGAUGAUCAACCAAUUUGGUUGACAAAAUGCAUUGGUAUAAUGUUAUCAAAAUGUUUAAUGAGACCACAAUCAAUUAAAAUCAUUUUAUAUACAAUUUUAUCAAAUAGUAGUUAUGGUAAAACUUCAAAUAAAUCAUUAGGUAAUAUAGUUAAAUUAAUUACAACUGUACCCUCAACUAUGAAAGUUGAUGAAUAUUAUAGUAAAAUUUCACCUCAAAUCAUUGAUCUCUUACAUCAACGUGAUAGAGAUAGUAAAGGAAAGAUAUUGGAAACAGUUUUAUCAAUAAUUGAAACAAUGUUAAAUAAUCAACCACAUUUAACCAUUAAAUAUAUAAUUGAUCCAAUUUUAAAUCCAUUUUUAUCUUUCCAACAACAUACUAAUAUAACUACAACUAGUAAUAAUAAUAAUAAUAAUAAUAAUAAUAAUAAUAAUAAUAAUAAUAAUAAUAAUAAUAAUAAUAAUAAUAAUAAUAAUAAUGAUGAUGAAACUACUAGUAAAGAUAAUAUUAUAAUUAAAGAAGUUGAUUUAUUCUUUUCAAUUGAAGAUAUUCAUAAAUUAAUUUCAAAGUUAUCACUUAAUCAAAUCUUUUUAAAUUCAAUUUCAAAAAUUAUUCCAACUUUAUUUCAAUUAUAUUGUUUUGUUUCGAAAUCAAUUUCUUCAUUAAAAAUAUCUUGUAAAGAGAUUUUAUCUUCAUUUUUCAAAUUUUCAAAUGACUCUGUAUUACAAUUAAAAAAUUUAAUUUUUACCAAUAAAAAAAAUAAAGAAUUAGAUAAUCAAAUUUCAACAAAUAAUAAUAAUAAUAAUAAUAAUAAUAAUAAUAAUAAUAAUAAUAAUAAUAAUAUUAAUAAUAAUUCAGAUAAAAUUAAUAAAGAACAACAUCAAAUAAAACAACAAUUAAAUCAUCACUUUUAG
Dictyostelium discoideum AX4 is the source of this 1926-nucleotide messenger RNA. RefSeq lists its product as hypothetical. Lineage: Eukaryota; Evosea; Eumycetozoa; Dictyosteliales; Dictyosteliaceae. The record is from RefSeq and is a predicted model, not a curated record. The coding region runs from base 1 to 1926 and encodes 641 amino acids. The transcript has 3 exons.